Molecule: messenger RNA, 564 nt
Organism: Brassica oleracea var. oleracea
Lineage: Eukaryota; Viridiplantae; Streptophyta; Magnoliopsida; Brassicales; Brassicaceae
Exons: 2
Coding region: 1-564 (187 amino acids)
Source: RefSeq, a predicted model, not a curated record
AUGGCAAGAAGUUUUCAUCGAGUUGAAGUUAGAAAUGGAGAGAAUACAUCUUUUUGGCAUAAAACUUGGUCUUCAUCGGGUUGUCUCUCAGAUAUUCUAGGAGAGCGAGUAACUGAUCUUGGUCUUCCUGCUCACACUACAGUUCAAGAAGCUAUGAUGUUCCACAGAAGAAGGCACAGAACAACAAUUCUUAAUAGAAUUGAGGAUGAAAUUGACGAGAGGAAAGCAAAUGCGGAUAAUGCGGAGGAUGUUAGCCUGUGGAAAGGUAUUGGAGGAAAGUACAAGAAGAGGUCUUCAACAAAAACCACUUGGAUGCUACUCAGAGAUCAACAGCCACUGUGUCAAUGGAGCAAAGGAGUGUGGUUUCGACAUUCUACACCUAAGUUUGCUUUCAUGACUUGGUAUGCUCUGAAAAAUCGACUUGCAACAGGGGACCGCUUGCUUCAAUGGGGAGGGAAUGUUGAUGGGAGCUGUAUCUCUUUCAAGAAACUGUCCAUAGCAUAUGGAGAGAAAGAAAUAAAAGGAGACAUGGGGAAGCUCAUUUACACCAGUGCAGCUAGUUAA